Molecule: messenger RNA, 547 nt
Organism: Nymphalis io (European peacock)
Lineage: Eukaryota; Metazoa; Arthropoda; Insecta; Lepidoptera; Nymphalidae
Exons: 2
Coding region: 127-537 (136 amino acids)
Source: RefSeq, a predicted model, not a curated record
AAAAUUACAUACAUUAAUAAUUGAACAUUCAUAAAGUUGGAUACGAAUUUAUUGUAAUUUGUUAAACAUAUUAAGUUAUAUAAUUUAAAAUUAUUAAGAUAAUCUUUUGAAAUAAAAAAGUGAAAUAUGAGAAUGGAAACUGAUGAAUUGUCUUUAGAAGAAAAAUGUGAACAUCUAAUGAAUGUGGUUGUGGAGUCCCGUAAGAGGUUCGGUAAAAUGUGCAUAGAUUAUGAACAAAAAGUGUCUCUUGUAGAAAACAAAAUACUUAAUUUGCAGAUAGAAACAAUAUCAAAUUAUCGGUUCAAGUCUAAAAGUGCUACAACUAAUAUAAAUAUAGAGGAAAUGUUGAAAGAAGUUGACGAGUUUAAAGAUGAAAUUAUAACUAGUCAAAAAAAGGUUGAUAAUUUGAGACAGAAUGUAAAGAACACGCAGAAUGUUGUGCAUCAGCUGAAAGUUGAUAGUGUUGGAAGAAAGUUGAGGAAACCUUUAACAGUGCAAGCUAUGUUAGCAGAUGCUAAGAGUAAAAUAAAAAAUUAAAUUGUUGUUU